AUGGCAACAACAACAGCUCCUGACAUUCACAAUGUGAUCCACGUCCUGCAACAGGACAUUGAAAACCUCAAUCAUGACAAGAUGAUGCUUCAAAAAGAAAAGGACGACGAAAGCGAUCGAUUGAAUGCCGAAGUUGCCUAUCUAAGACAGCGCGUUGAAGAUAUCCAGCAUGAAAACAAUUCCAUCAGCAAAGCACAAUCUCGUCUUGAAACACAACUCUAUGCCCAAGAACAAGAUAAUGCAAAGUUGCGUAAAGAACUGAACCAACUGACUAAGGCCAAAAAGGAUGCGGAAAAGAAAUUGACAGCUGAGCUUGAAGAAUUCGAGAACGACCGAGCAAGAUGGCAGCAACGAGAAGCUGACUUGUACAACCAAAUCCGCACUUUGCAUGCCACUCAAGGCGAGCCUAGAACACCACGUACACCUCGUCGUCGUAGUGUCACUGCAACAACCAUGAGCAAUACUACCACUAUGAGUCCUUUCACUAAUUAUCCAUUGGGUGAUAUUGGUGAAGAUAAUGAGGCGCAGGAACAAGAAUCUCCUUCCUCCCCCAAUGGCCUUGUUGCUCAGGCACCUCCAAAAUUGGCAGCUAUUGAUGCAUCUUAUGCCCGUGAAGCCAAGAUUGCUCAACGCACUAUCAAGGCUCAAGACAAGUUGAUUGCUGAGCUCAAGAAUGAUAUUGAAAAGCAGAAUGCUCUUAUUGAAGAACAACGCAAUGAUGCAAAGCAACAAUCGCUUCGUAUGGAACAUCUUGAUCACGAGAUUGCCAGUAUCAAACAAGUCAACCGUUCUCUCAUGGAAGACAAUGAAAGCUAUCAGAUCUUAUUACAUGAAAAGACAAUCAGUGGUGAAUUCAUUAUGAACCCCAUUAUGCAGGUGGAGGAAGAAAAACGACGCAGCAUGAAAGCAUCCACAAGCACUGGUAGCAAUGGGUUGAAUUUGGCCGCUGAGCUCAACCUUGCUUCUGUUGGUACAUCGGAUUGGGAAGCACAACAAAAAGCGAGUGAGACUGAUCAAACCAUUUCGAAGCUGUCGGAGGAGAACAAGAUGUUACAGGAUACCAAUCGUGCAUUACAGCUGUAUAUGAACAAGAUUUUGAUGAAGAUUAUCAAUGAUAAGCAACUUGUGGAUGUUCUCAGUAUUGAUCAACCCAAGCCAACACCUGUCACCACGACAGCAACCAGCUCACGACUUGCUGAACAAGCCAAGCAACAAAAGAAAUCGACGACACCUGCUGCACCUACACCUGGUCCUGGUCCCGCACCCAGUCGCACACUUUCAAGUAGUUUAUUGGGCAAAGCAACCUCUGGACGACAGCAACGACGUCGUACCAUUUCUUAUUGGAGUGGUGGUGGUAAUAAGGGGCCUACGCCACCAGCUGCAGCACUCGUCAAUGACAAUAGCAAAAAGAGUGGUACCACAGAAUCAGCUACACGUUCGACGAAUGAUGCAGCAGCAGCAGAUCAUCACACCUCCAGCACACCUACCAGCCCUACGACGGCUACGGGUUCUCGUCGACAUAGUACGCAUGCUGGUAAUGGAGGUUGGGCCAAGGCUUUACGUCGUAUGAGUGGUAUUGGAUGGUCUUCAUCUUCAACAACAACAACAUCACCACAUCAAGGCGGCAAAAGUAGUGACGAUAGCAACAAUGACACCACCACCACCACUACCAGUAGUAGUACUACUACCACCAGCGACACCUCCUCCGCUACCUCUGAUAACAACAACAAUGCACGAGAUGCCCCCUCUCCCAAAUUGGCAGCUCCAAGUAUGAGUCGUUCAACAAGCACCACUUCCUCGUCUUUACGUCGUAGCAGUGAACUUGCCACUCUUCAAGAAGAGUAG
Lichtheimia ornata is the source of this 1845-nucleotide messenger RNA. RefSeq lists its product as uncharacterized. The transcript is spliced from 7 exons. The record is from RefSeq and is a predicted model, not a curated record. NCBI's taxonomy places the organism in Eukaryota, Fungi, Mucoromycota, Mucoromycetes, Mucorales, Lichtheimiaceae. Bases 1 to 1845 code for a protein of 614 amino acids.